Messenger RNA from Brugia pahangi, 1740 nucleotides. The record is from the annotation of a GenBank genome assembly. Lineage: Eukaryota; Metazoa; Nematoda; Chromadorea; Rhabditida; Onchocercidae.
AUGAUUUGUACUGGUAAAUCUAUGGAUCCGCCAUUAUCCACUGAACAAAUUUAUAAUAUUUUAAGAAAUAGAUUUAAUCCAUCAAUUGUUAAUGAGAAAUGGGAUGUAAUUGUAAUUGGAUCAGGUUUAUCAGGGUUGACAGUAGCAAAAAUACUAGCAACUGCAGGUCGUAAGGUACUUGUGCUGGAGCAACAUGAUCGAGCUGGUGGCUCAUGUCAUACUUUCAAACUUGACAAAUAUGAAUUUGAUGUUGGUUUGCACUAUGUACAAGAUAUGUAUCCCGGAAAAGAAUUGUAUCGCAUAUGUUCAGCUAUUACAGAUUCACAAGUUCAUUGGCAAAAAAUGGAAGAACCAUUCGAUACCAUAAUAAUUGGAGAACGAUAUUAUGGUCGAAAAACUGGAAAUAGUAUGCAUUUUCGUGAUCAGUUAAAAUUGUGGUUUUCAGAAGAAGCAGAUAGUAUCCACAGCUAUUUUGAUUUUGUUUUAAAAUGUCUUAAUAUUAAUUUGUGGUGGUUGACUGGCGUAAAACACUUACCACUUUUCUUCGUUCGCUUACUAUCCAAAUUCAGUUUGAUCAAUUUCUUUACCAAUUUAUUUAAAUAUUGCGAACUAAAUCUGAUAGAUGUUAUGAAGAGCUAUGGACUCAGCGAUGAUGUGAAAGCUAUUAUUAGUUAUUAUUUUGUUAAUUAUGGUAUUCCUCCAAAUCGUGCAUCAUUUCUUCAACAUAAUCUCUUUCUUAUGGAAAAUGGAUAUUAUCCCAUUGGUGGGGCAGCAUUUCUUAUUGCCAGCAUUGUUCGAUCGAUUCAAAAUUUUGGUGGAAAAGUGAUUGUGCAAGCAGAUGUGCAAGAGAUUGUGUUUAACAGUGGAAGGGUUAAUGGAGUAAAAGUGAAACAUGGCUCUUUUGAAUACAUCAUCCAAACUUCAUUGGUUGUUUCAACAGCUCCAAUUAUCAAGACAUUCAACGAGCUAAUACCUCAAAAUAUUGCUCGAAAUUCGGUUAUGUUUAAAAAGGUGAAUGAACUUAAUUCACUGGAGACUGUGCCGGUUGGUGGAUUUCAAGCAUAUAUUGGUUUAUCUGGAAUGCAAAAUAACCUCCGAUUACCGUCCAAUAAUUUUUUUUGGUACAAAAACAGUAAUCCUUAUGAGUUUGAUCAUUAUUUGAGUUUGUCAUCCUCAGAAGCAAUGGAAUAUGGCUGUCCAGCGCAAAUGUUCAUUUGCUUCCCAUCAGCCAAAGAUCCAACAUGGGAUGAACGAAAUCCUGGUACUUCAACAUGUCAAUUAAUUUCAAUAGCAAAUCCUGCUUGGUUCGAAGAAUUUAAAGAUACAUCGAAAAAGAAUUCCAUAAAACGAUUGAAUCGAGCAGAGUAUACUGAAUUAAAACAUGUAAUUGGUGAAUUGAUGUUAAGUCAAUUCUUGAAAUUGUUUCCAAAUCUUAAAUCACAUAUAGCAUACGUUGAAUUUUCAACUCCAUUAACUCAGCAGUAUUAUAUGCGAAAUGCAUAUGGUGAAUACUAUUCACUAACGCAACAAAUUGAUCGGUUUAAAUUGAAAUUCUGGAGUGAAUUGAGAUGCAAAACAGAUUUACCUGGUCUCUAUCUCUCAGGACAAGAUGUUCUCUUCUGUGGCAUUGCAAGUGUACUGUACAGUGGUUUAAUCACAGCUGGAAAUAUAUUGGAACGCAAUUUACUGAAAGAUCUGAAAGAAGCUUAUAAUGAACAAAUGGAUUGUGAUCGGAAAUAA